This is a messenger RNA of Diceros bicornis minor, 1328 nucleotides long. RefSeq names its product proline rich 13 (gene PRR13). Bases 296 to 688 code for a protein of 130 amino acids. The transcript has 4 exons. Gene Ontology annotation, cellular component: nucleoplasm. The record is from RefSeq and is a predicted model, not a curated record. NCBI's taxonomy places the organism in Eukaryota, Metazoa, Chordata, Mammalia, Perissodactyla, Rhinocerotidae.
CUUGGGGGUGGGUCCUUCUCUUAGCGUGGGGUGGGGGUCCUACCCCCUGUCUCCCUCCCCGGGGGCGGUAGAGUUGUUUAAGAUCCUCCUUAGCCUGUGGGUGGUUGAAGUCUUCUGGACUCAGUCACGGCAAGGGAGAUGAGAGCGGGGGUAGCGAGAUUCGCGGACUCGGCCCCUCUCCGGAGGAGUUAGAGACCUCCAGCUGCGGCCAGAGGUGCUGGAAGGUGGAGGGGCCCUGGGAGCUGGCUUCCUGUGGUUAGGGAACUAGCAAUAAAGCUGCAAGAAACACCUGAACAUGUGGAAUCCCAAUGCCGGGCCAAAUCCACAUCCCCCUAACAUCAGAGGCCCUGGAGGUCCCCAUCCUCCCCCUCCACCACAUGUCAAUCCUGCCUUUCCUCCAGGCCCCCCUCCCUCCGGACCUCCCCCCGGGAAUCCAGCUUUCCCCCCACCUGGGCCCCCUCCUCCUGGGCCACAACCAGGGUAUCCAGGAUGCCAACCCUCAGGUCCCUACCCCCCUCCAUUCCCACCACCUGGCCCUGGCAUGCCUCCUUUCAAUCCCUUGGCUCCCGGAAUGGUGAUGGACAAGAAGAUGCGGAAGAAAAUGAAGAAAGCUCAUAAAAAGGCGCACAAACACCACAGGCAUGGCAAGCAUUCCUCCUCCUCCUCCUCCAGCAGUGACUCUGAUUGAACCCAGGGCCUGGACCCUUCCCUCAAGUCUCUCCAGUUCUGCUCUCCCAUCAAGCUUCAGAUGCCAUCUUCUUGUACGGGGCGAAAUUAGCCCACGUGUCCCCCUGCAGCCCCAUCUGAGCCUCAAUCUGCUGUUCACCCCCCGCACCCCCAUCUGAGCCUCAAUCUGCUGUUCAGUCCUAACUGGCUAGGGAAAAUGGGAAAAGAAUCACCAUGGGCUAGCAAAGGCUAUCUUCUCACUACUUGGAUAGAACUUAAGCUAUCGAAGCUUAAGCUUAUUAUGAUGAGUUUAGCAGGAUAUCUAUUUUUUGAAGAUGGUGAGACCUUUGAGCUAAAUGCUGAAGACAAGUCUAAGAUCUGUAAAAUGUGAUUUUUUACUUUCUUUUGUAAUACUUGUGGUUGGGGAGGUGUUGUGGAAACUUAAUUAUGGAAAAAAAAACAACCUGUAUCUUUUUUGGAAUUGUGGCACAUGUGAAGGCCUUUAUUGAUUGUACUAACUGCAAGACUGCUGGAAAGUGGGGUCCAUUUGGUUGAUGAGCUCUGCCAUUUUGGAACCUAAUCUCUACUCUUUAGCUCAUAUGCUAUCUCAGGUCCUCCUCUCAUUCUCCAACUCUCAAUCCAAAUAAAGCUACUUCUCCUGG